Messenger RNA from Oncorhynchus gorbuscha (pink salmon), 4221 nucleotides. RefSeq names its product transient receptor potential cation channel, subfamily V, member 4 (gene trpv4). Lineage: Eukaryota; Metazoa; Chordata; Actinopteri; Salmoniformes; Salmonidae. Gene Ontology annotation, cellular component: cilium; membrane. The coding region runs from base 359 to 3121 and encodes 920 amino acids. Gene Ontology annotation, molecular function: protein binding; calcium channel activity. The transcript has 16 exons. The record is from RefSeq and is a predicted model, not a curated record. Gene Ontology annotation, biological process: calcium ion import across plasma membrane; actin filament organization; osmosensory signaling pathway.
UGGAUGCGUGAACAUGGAAAGCAAAGGACUGAGGUAUGCCGCUGUAGCAGUGUGUAAUUUUAACUGGGAACACUGCCUGGAGAGCAGAAUAAUGACGACUAGGCUACACCCGAAAUCAGAUCACCAGUUUCUUCAAAAUAGUUGAAGAAAGAAGUAACUUAAGGUACUAAAAUCGGGAGGAAGUCGAUCCAAAUGUUUUGUCCACAAACUUUUCAGAACUUUUCCUAUCGUUAAGAAAGAAAAACUGCGCUGCACAAAAGGUCUAUUGAUUACAGGACAAGGACCCCUCCCCCCAUGCUCCAGCGUCACUUCCAGUUUCCCCGGAAGAAGAACUCAGCACCUCAGCGUGACAUAAGGGAUGAAUGAGAACCGCUCCCCUGCCACUCUACUGAGAAGGUGCCGCAUCGCCAUGACAGAGACGGACACGCCUCCCUCGGCUGCGAACAAGGCUGCCCUGUCCUCGGGCUCAGGGGAGGGAGGAGGAAGUGGCGAGGGACAGCCUGAUGCCGAUGGUACCUGUCCUGAUCUGUCGGCACUGGCCGACCUGUUUGAGAGUGAGGAGGGCUCCCAGUCACCUCAGGACCCGGCUCCGGAUGUCGACCGGCCAGGCCAGCUGCAGCCAGGGGACGGCCGACAAAACCUCCGCAUGAAGUUCCACGGUGCCUUUAAGAAGGGCAUCUCUAACCCCAUGGACCUGCUGGAGUCGACCAUCUACGAGUCACCCGUGGCGCCCGGCCCCAAGAAAGCCCCCAUGGACUCUCUCUUUGACUAUGGUACCUACAGGCACACCAACAACAAGAAGCCACGCAGGAAGAAGCUCCCGCGAGGUAAGACUGAGACGUCCUGCAAUGAAAGUCUGGACCCUCCGGGCUUGGACCCACCCAAGGUGUUGAAGGUGUUUAACCGCGUGCUGCUCUUCGAUGGCGUGUCACGGGCCGACCCAGAGGCCCUCUCCGGCCUGCUGGAGUACCUACAGGGUCACGAAAAGAGGCUCACCGACGAGGAGUUCAAAGAACCUUCUACGGGGAAGACAUGCCUGCCCAAAGCCCUUCUGAACCUGUACAGUGGUCAGAAUGACACCAUUCCUAUGCUGAUGGACAUCGCAGAGCAGACAGUCAACCUCCAUGAGUUCAUCAACACGCCCUUCAGAGACGUCUACUACAGAGGCCAGACGGCGCUCCACAUCGCCAUUGAGAGGCGCUGUAAGCAGUACGUGGAGCUGCUGGUGGAGAAAGGGGCAGAUGUUCACGCCCAGGCCCGCGGACGCUUCUUCCAACCCAGGGACGAGGGGGGCUACUUCUACUUUGGCGAGCUGCCUCUGUCGCUGGCAGCGUGCACCAACCAGCCGAACAUGGUGCACUACUUGACCGAGAACGCCCAUAAGAAGGCUGACCUUCGACGGCAGGACUCGCGUGGCAACACAGUGCUACACGGCCUGGUGCACAUCGCCGACAACACCCGGGACAACACCCGUUUCCUCACCAAGAUGUACGACCUGCUGCUGACCAAGUGUGCCAAACUCUACCCAGAAUGCAGCCUGGAGGACAUUCUCAACAACGACGGCAUGUCGCCCCUUAUGAUGGCAGCGAAGCUGGGAAAAAUUGGGGUUUUCCAGCACAUCAUUCGCAGGGAGAUCAAGGACGAGGAAGCGCGUCACCUCUCACGGAAGUUCAAGGACUGGGCGUACGGCCCCGUGUACUCCUCCCUGUACGACCUCUCCUCGCUGGACACCUGUGGAGAGGAGGUGUCCGUGCUGGAGAUCCUGGUCUACAACAGCCGCAUCGAGAAUCGCCAUGAGAUGCUGGCUGUGGAGCCCAUCAACGAGCUGUUGAGGGCCAAGUGGCAGAAGUUUGCUGCUGUCACCUUUUACAUCAGCGUUGUCUCCUACCUGGUGACCAUGAUCAUCUUCACCCUGGUGGCCUACUACCGCCCAUCCCAGGGAACGCCUCCGUACCCUUACACCACCUCCACAGACUAUCUGCGUCUGGGAGGGGAGGUUAUCACCUUGGGCUCCGGAGUCUUCUUCUUUCUCACCAACAUUAAGGACCUCUUCCUGAAGAAAUGCCCCGGGGUGAACUCCCUAUUUGUCGACGGCUCCUUUCAACUGCUCUACUUCAUCUACUCUUUGCUGGUGAUAGUGACUGCGGCCCUCUACCUGUCGGGUAUCGAGGCCUAUGUGUCUGUGAUGGUGUUUGCGCUGGUCCUGGGCUGGAUGAACACUUUAUACUUCACUAGAGGCCUGAAGCUCACCGGCACCUACAGCAUCAUGAUACAGAAGAUUCUCUUCAAAGACCUGUUCCGGUUUCUGCUGGUCUACGUGCUCUUCAUGAUUGGAUACUCGUCAGGUACAGUGUCCCCUACUGCACACUUCUUCUCAGCAGUCUGUCGGCCAGUUGAAACAGAGGAGAAAGCUACCUUAUCAUCUCCUCCUGUUUCCCAUGUCACCCCAGCUCUGGUGUCCCUCCUGGCGGUGUGCCCCGGGCCUGAUGAGGUGUGUCCGGAGGAAGGCGGCUGCCCCACCUACCCCCAGUGCCGGGACACGGACACUUUCAGCAACUUCCUGCUGGACCUGUUCAAGCUGACCAUCGGAAUGGGUGAUCUGGACAUGGUCAGCAGCGCCCAGUACCCAGCUGUCUUCCUCAUCCUGCUGGUCACCUACAUCAUCCUCACCUUCGUGCUGCUGCUCAACAUGUUGAUCGCUCUGAUGGGAGAGACAGUGAGCCAGGUGUCCAAGGAGAGCAAGAAGAUCUGGAAGCUGCAGUGGGCUACGACAAUCCUGGACAUCGAGCGCUCCUUCCCUGUGUGUCUGCGGAAGUCCUUCCGGUCCGGGGAGAUGGUGACAGUGGGGAAGAACUGGGACGGUACCCCUGACCGCCGCUGGUGCUUCAGGGUGGACGAGGUCAACUGGUGCCACUGGAAUCAGAACCUGGCCAUAAUCAACGAAGACCCGGGCAAGAACAUAACAGAGACCCAGCAAUGCCCUGGUACAGUGCAUCAAACCGUCCGUGGCCUGAGGAGAGAUCGCUGGUCCACGGUGGUGCCACGGGUUGUGGAGCAGAAUAAAGGGCCACGACCACGAGACCUGGUACUGGAGAUGGAGCCACUGACCCCCAGACACUGACCCUGUGCAGAGGGCUAGAGCCCAGCUCUGGGGGCCUCCAUGAGCCCGGGUCCUUAAGAACACCCUGCAGAUCGGAGGUACUCAGACUGACAAAGAAGAGUUGGGCCACAAAGUUUGCCACUUUGCACAAAACUCUGUCGGCAUGAGAUUAGAACCAAAGAUCUGUACAAAGUGUUAACAGACAAUAGAAAGGAUUUAGAAAAUAUAGGAAUGUAGUGUUUGGUCAAAGGAAACCAUCCAUUUGUUUAUCAAAUGCUUUUUAUAUUCAACUAGUUGUGAAUGGUGGUCAUACCUCCUGAUUAUAAGUAUCCACUACCUUGGUGGUUUUAACCCGGGAGGAAGGACCCUCGGGAAGCUGUUACCUGACAGAAUGCCCCGGCUUCAACUUUCAACAUAUCCAAAUGUGUGUUUUCAAGAGUCGACCAUAGAUGAGACGUAUGUCGAUGUGAUCUAUUGGGAGACUGCUGAUGAACGCAUAUUGUACCUCCUGUAUUUAGGAAAACUUGCUCAGGGAGUUCAAGAAGGGCAAAAUAUUUAUUAUAUUCUUACGCGUAUCCUUGUUGUUUUUAGCAUCUGGAUAAAGAACUGGGAGGAAGUGAUUAAAGUUCAAACAAACCAUUUUGGGAUGGGAUGUUCAAGCACAAUAUGUACUGUAUGUAUGUAGCUAUAUACUAAAUGACAAAAAACUAAAGCUAGCUUUAUAUGGCCCACCGUUUUUCAUUUCCAUCAGUAUGUCCUGUUGAUAGUCUGACACACAGGGUCCUAAUUUUAUUAUUCAUGCUUGGAUAGGAUUGCUUUGAUCAUAACAAACAAACACUGAAUUGAUUUGUUGAGAGGAAGAUAUAUUCUCCCUAACAGUAUUUAUGUGGAUUUUUUAAGCUUUGGGUGUUAUACCAACAUGAAAAUAGGCCUUUAAUUAAAACCGAAACAUUUGCUACUGAUCCAACAUCACCCAGAGAAUGGUUUUGAAGAUGUAAGCUGUUUUUCCAUCAUGUUUUGUUGAGGCCUUUUAAAUCAUAAUGGACAUUAGCUUCCUAUGUGUUUCAAAAUGUUUUUAUUUUAUUUGAUACAAUUCCUAAUAAAUUUUGCGACAACGUUAA